CCAUUUCAAAGAUUUGUGCAGUCAGGCCGUGUGGCCUAUGUGAGCGAUGGACCUUACCAAGGCAAAUUGGUCACCAUCGUUGAUAUUAUUGAUCAGAAUCGGGUUCUGGUCGAUGGCCCAUCAACAGGUGUACCUCGUUGUGAAAUGAGGCUCAACGAGCUUCACUUGACGAAAUUCCGCUUACGUUUCCCGUUCUCUGGAUCCACUCGUGUCGUACGUAAAGUAUGGGAAACAGCUAAUAUCAAUGAAUUGUGGAAGCAAACAAUGUGGUCCAGAAAGGUUGAAGCUAAAAAGAAGCGUGCGGCACUUUGUGAUUUUGAUCGUUUCAAGCUGCGUAAAGCAAGGCAGAUAAGGAACAAAUUGCGGACAGACGCGUUUUUCAGAUUAAAAAAGAAAACCAAGAAGGUUAAAACUGGCGAUGCAGCAAAGAAGAGCACGAAAAAAGCUGCGAAAAAGUAAUAAUACUUUUUGAAUUAAAUACAAAAUUAUUUUACAAA
Formica exsecta is the source of this 497-nucleotide messenger RNA. RefSeq names its product 60S ribosomal protein L14 (gene RpL14). NCBI's taxonomy places the organism in Eukaryota, Metazoa, Arthropoda, Insecta, Hymenoptera, Formicidae. Gene Ontology annotation, biological process: translation; ribosomal large subunit biogenesis. Gene Ontology annotation, molecular function: RNA binding; structural constituent of ribosome. The transcript has 3 exons. The annotation marks the transcript as partial. Gene Ontology annotation, cellular component: ribosome; cytosolic large ribosomal subunit. The record is from RefSeq and is a predicted model, not a curated record.